GCCGCCGCGAUGCGGCCGGUGAAAGUGUCCUGUCCAUGGUGCGUGGCGUUCGGCUUCGCCGUCGUCACCAUUGCAGUGCUGGUCAGGCGAAGCCAGACUUUCCGCUACUUCUUCCGCCUGACCACCUACUAUGUGCUCAUGUCGAUCGUGUGCGCGCUGGCGUGCGUUCCGUCCGUGUUCCGACCCUUCAACCCAGCAAACAUGCUCAUCAUCAGCUUUGGCCUCAAGCGUCUCAGGUGGACCAUAGGCGUGGAAGCGGUGCUGCGCCACGAAGAGCGCAUACCCAAGGACAGGAGAUUCAUAAUGGUCGUCAACCACCAGUCUAGCCUGGACGUGUUCGGUCUGAUGCACGUUUGGCAAGAAUUCCACCCAUGCUUGCCCGUGAUGAAGCGUGAGCUGCUCUACACGGGCCCACUGGGAGUGGCGUGCUACCUUGCCGGCUGUGUUUUCAUAGACCGUCGCAAUGCGCAGCAGAGCCACCGAGCACUCAACGAACGCCUUGAGGAUAUCAAGAACGGCAAGGCGAGCUUCAUGCUGUUCCCAGAAGGGACUCGGAAUCCAGAACCCAAGAUGCUGCCGUUCAAGAAAGGUGCUUUCCACAUGGCAGUGGACUGUCAGGCCCCCGUGGUCCCUGUGGUGCUCAGCAAUUACAAAUCGUUCUUCUGCUACAAAGACAGAAUAUUUAAUGAUGGUGUAAUAAAGCUGACCGUGCUGCCCGUAGUCAGCACCGACGGUUUGACCACGAAUGACGUGUCGGAUCUGACGAAGCGCGUCCAAAGCCUGAUGCAGGAUGAGCUGGACCGACAGCUUUCCGAAGUGGAAGAAACGCAGCAGAUGGUACCCCUCGCUACCGGUGUUCAGCGGGCAGUUGUCAGCGACAUACACUUCGUCAGCUCAGCAUCGAACGAGUCAGCACUAGCCACUAAGGAACGACCCAGAGAUGCCCGAAGGACCAACCGCCUCAAACGAUCCACCUAACUGUGCCCAACUUCUGCACGUGCAACGGGGCAACGGAGGUCUUCAAUGACCACACCAGCUUCGAGACAUUACGAGAACUCGACCGCAGUGCGGCGGCGGGUAAUAAACGUUGGUGAUGA
Messenger RNA from Rhipicephalus sanguineus (brown dog tick), 1097 nucleotides. RefSeq names its product 1-acyl-sn-glycerol-3-phosphate acyltransferase alpha. Gene Ontology annotation, biological process: phosphatidic acid biosynthetic process. Gene Ontology annotation, molecular function: 1-acylglycerol-3-phosphate O-acyltransferase activity. Gene Ontology annotation, cellular component: endoplasmic reticulum; membrane. Bases 10 to 978 code for a protein of 322 amino acids. Lineage: Eukaryota; Metazoa; Arthropoda; Arachnida; Ixodida; Ixodidae. The record is from RefSeq and is a predicted model, not a curated record. The transcript is spliced from 6 exons.